CAGUACAUCUCUACGCAGAAGGCUGCAUCCACCCCAGAAGCGCUGCUGGCAAAGAAAUUCAUCGACGAGCCAUCGAACACCUUACGCGAUCACGAAUAUUGCGACAUGGAAAGCGCCGCCAAGCGCAAAGCUGCGAGCAAUGCGGCGGGAGAAAGCGAAGGACGGCCAUUGAAGCGCCAGAAAGUGCCGGCUGAUGGCGAUGGUACCGAAGACGCAGGGACGAACGAGACGGUAGAAUCAACGACCGCCCUGGGACUGAGGUUCCUGGAGAGCUUGAAGAAUGCAAAGGACAAGAACGGCCGCCCAAUUGCGACACACUUCCUCACUCUUCCCGACAAGGAAUCUAUCCCCGAAUACUAUGAAGUUAUAAAGCUACCGAUUGCGCUCGAGACUAUUGAGGGCAAAUUGAAGCGCGGCGAAUACUCCAACCUUGCGCAGGUGGAAAGUGAUCAGAAACGCUUAGUGAAUAACGCGAAAUCAUACAACGACAAGAAAUCUGUCAUCUUCGAAGAUGCUGAGCGUAUACGCAAGACUGCAUCGAAUUGGAUGGUCAAGCACAAUCCUGCCUACCGAACUCAUGGCUAUCAAGCUGUCCCAACACCGAUUCCUGGCGAAGAUCCAGUGCCUUUUGGCAAACCCAUUCCCCGCGUGCAGCCCUCAACCCCGAGAACGGCUGUGAAGAAGACCCCUGAUACCUCUACCGACCGACCUCGAAGAGCAGCCGCAGCAGUGGCAUCUCAGUCUAUGACACCAGCCCCUUCCAAGUUACGGCAGUCGGCAUCCGUAGUGCCGGCAGAUGGACCUGAUGAUAAUCAAGACUUUGCUGGCAAAUCAUUCCAGCAAGCCCAAGAGCAAAUCAUCCGUGAACUCAUGGAGUAUACAGAUCCAGAUGGCCUUCUGAUCUUCUCACCCUUCGUGAACUUGCCCAACCGAGCUUUGCGCGAUUAUUAUCAGUUGAUCAAAGAACCUGUCUCUCUCCAACGUGUACACAAGAGAGUGCGAGGAAUUCAAGGUCGCGGCGACCCUACCGAUAUCACCGAAUAUAAGAGUUGGGAUGCGUUCGCAAAAAUCGUCAGCAUGAUCUGGAAAAAUGCUCGUACCUACAAUGAAGAUGGCAGUGAGCUGUACAAUGUUUCAAUUGAGCUGGAGGAAAUGUUCAACAAGCGAUUGGAGGAAGCAAAAGCAAAAGUUCCUGAGCCACCGCAACCAAAGCUGAAGCUUAAUAUGUCAACUGCAGCGGCUGCCCCUUCUACUCCCACUCCGACUGCCGCGCCGAAACAGCAGCUCAAACUCAAACUAAGACAAAGCCCGGUAUCCGAUGCUAAUACUCCUCGGGGACGGAGCUCUGCCACACCAGGAUUUAUCGUGGACAAUGAAGCGCUGCUACGACAGCAACGUCACGUGAUGGAAAGUAUGAAUGGCACUCGCUCGUCUCGCCCAUCUUCUGCUGGGAAAUCAGGCACACCAGUGGCCAACCCUUUCAAUGGAGCGAAGGGGGCCUCCUCAGCUGCAUCUCCCCUGCCAAUAACGCAGACGAAAACCGCAGCUUCACCGCCUGCCACCAAUGGAAUCAAGCGCGAUGUCCAAUCUCCCGCAUUAAAUGCCAUCAGACCAGGCAGCAACGCUCCCGAUGGUCAAGUUCAGCGUGUGAAUGUUCCGCAACAGACACCGCACGGGGUAUUGGCACUGCCCCAAGGUUCUUCUCGACCAGCAAGUGGUAGCCCGUUACCACAUACACCAUAUGGCCAGCAAGCGUCUCAUCUCAGCCAAUCCCAGCAACCGCCAACCUACUAUGUUCCCCCUGUAGCCCCCCACUUCGAAAAUUUCCGGAGUCAACCGUUGAAGAGCGUCGACGAAGCCCUCAUACCCAAAAUCACGCUAGUUACGCAUCCUAUUCUCGGGUUGCCCAAACCGUGGUCUACCGCAAUUCCAGCGAACAAACAGAAAACGUCCCACAGCGUCACGUUGAUGCUUCCUCAGGCUCACAACUAUCUCCAGGUCAUUCCCAAAGUUCCCAUCGCCUUGACGAACCGCCUCUAUCGGAUUUUUGUUACUGUCAACGGCUCUAAGAGCAUGGAAGUGAGCCGUCUACCCGUUACCGCUGGAAUCAAUGGCACCAUGCCCAAUGGUUACGAAGGCGGCAAAAAGAAAGGCGAGCCCGCGUAUGAUGCAAAGCUCAUGUCGGGAGUCAAUCGGAUCGAAAUUGAAAUCGUGGCAGAGAAAGAUCGGAAGGGAAAGCCGGAAAGCAAGGACCCGAAAGAGCAUGUGGACGUCGAAAAGUGUACGGUAUUUGUUCACCUCAUGCGAAGUUGA
This is a messenger RNA of Periconia digitata, 2313 nucleotides long. Lineage: Eukaryota; Fungi; Ascomycota; Dothideomycetes; Pleosporales; Periconiaceae. The record is from the annotation of a GenBank genome assembly.